Drosophila busckii is the source of this 3198-nucleotide messenger RNA. RefSeq names its product RNA-binding protein Nova-1 (gene pasilla). The record is from RefSeq and is a predicted model, not a curated record. Gene Ontology annotation, cellular component: cytoplasm; nucleus. Bases 709 to 2970 code for a protein of 753 amino acids. Lineage: Eukaryota; Metazoa; Arthropoda; Insecta; Diptera; Drosophilidae. Gene Ontology annotation, biological process: regulation of alternative mRNA splicing, via spliceosome; mRNA splicing, via spliceosome. The transcript is spliced from 8 exons. Gene Ontology annotation, molecular function: mRNA binding.
UCCCAGUCCUGAGAUGGGCGAUUCUCGCAAAAGGCCGCUCGAUUCCGAUCCGGAAAAUGAACAAACUAAACGCUCACAUUUCAGUUCCGCAACAUUCCUGCAAAGUCAAUAAGCAAAAAUAAAAUUACAAAUAACUCAACGAACGUGAUAAAAAAAAAAAAAAAGUUAUAAAGAACAACAACAGCGCAAGCUAUAAAUAAAAGUAACAACAAAAAACACUCAAGUCAAAAAUUGUGAUAAAUACGACAAGCAAAAGCCCAAUAGUUAAAAGUAAAAGAAAAAACAACUACGACUGAUCGAUCAGACAUCAAACGAUAGCAGCUGGAUAAGUUUCGAAAGCAAUCAUCAAUGAGCCUUUGGAUACGCAGCUGAACUGAUUUGAACUUAUCUGAACUGAACUGAAGCGAAGAGAAGAGAGCGACAGAGUCAGAGCGAGAGAGAGAGAGAGAGAGAGAGAUAGGCAACUAAACUAAAGGAGGCUGAAUGUUUGUAAAUUGGAAGCGCGUUGAGUAGACAAUCUGAUAAUCUGAGCAACAGCAGCAAAAACUAUCAAUAUGUAAAUAAAUCAAAAAUAAAUGAAAACUCAAAGAGUACAACAACAAAAACAAUUCCGUCGCACACAAUCCAAAUCUAAGACUGAGCAGCAGCCAACAACAACAACAACAGCAAACUGCAAUCAUUAAUAGAGCAUUAGAGCAGCAUUUGGCAAUGGAUGGCAUUUUGAAUGUUGUCAGGGGCACAGCCUCGCAGCUGGAUACUGAAUUCUACACAGCAGCAGUAGCAACUGCACAGCAGCAACAUCAGCAGGAGCAGCAGCAGCAGCAGCAACAACAUUUUGCAUAUUCGUAUAAACAUUACAACAAUCCGCAUGAACAUUCCAAGACAAUCUUAGCAGCCAUGUCGCCCUCAUCAUUGCAUGGGCUAAAUAGCGCCAGCAACAGCAGUAACAGCAGCAGCAGCAACAUCAGCAGCAGCGGCAGCAAUCAUAAUGUUGCAUACUCAUUAGCCGUUCAUAACUAUAAGCAACAGCAACACCAGCAGCAGCAACAGCAGCAGCACGCACAAAGCUAUUCUAACUAUAAUCUAAGCCAUACUCAACUUAAUCAUCAGAUGGAACAACAACAGCAGCAGCAACAGCAAGAACUGCAGCAGCAACCACUUAGUCAGAAUGGUUCGCCAAAUUUAACGCCUGGCGGCAGCACAUCGCCAAUUGGACAGCGACAACAACAACAACUGGAUAAUCAUGUGACAACAGCAAUUGCAACACCAGCAACAGCAACAGCAGCAGCAGCAGCAGCAGCAACAGCAACUGGGCCGGCAGCUUCGACUGGUGGUGGUUAUAAACAAGCUUCAUGUUGGUGCUACGGUGAGUCAGUUUGUUCUGGAAUUGAGGUUGAAAUUGAAAAUAAUAACAAUAAUCAUAAUCAUCAUGGCGAUACCACAUUUCACAUGAAGAUACUGGUGCCAGCGGUGGCGUCCGGCGCCAUCAUUGGCAAAGGCGGCGAGACGAUCGCCUCGCUGCAAAAGGACACGGGUGCUCGGGUCAAGAUGUCCAAGUCGCAUGACUUUUAUCCAGGCACCACUGAGCGAGUUUGCUUGAUAACAGGCUCGCCGGAUGGGAUUAUGAAUGUGGUGGACUUCAUCAUGGACAAAAUACGCGAGAAGCCCGAUCUGGCCACGAAGAUAAUCGACACGGAGUCGAAACAGGCGCAGGAGCGCGACAAGCAGGUUAAAAUUCUAGUGCCAAACUCCACAGCUGGCAUGAUCAUUGGCAAGGGCGGCGCCUUCAUCAAGCAGAUCAAGGAGGAGAGCGGCUCCUAUGUGCAGAUAUCGCAGAAGCCGAAGGACGUCUCGCUGCAGGAGCGCUGCAUCACGAUCAUUGGCGACAAGGAGAACAACAAGAACGCCUGCAAAAUGAUUCUCUCCAAGAUUGUGGAGGACCCACAGUCGGGCACCUGCCUGAAUGUCUCCUAUGCGGAUGUCAAUGGCCCCGUGGCCAACUUCAAUCCCACUGGCUCACCCUAUGCCACCAAUCAGAAUGCCAUCAACUCGAGCACCGCCUCGCUGAACUCCCAGCUGGGCACGACAAUUGGUGGUGCUGCUACUGCAGCCAGCCUGCUGGUCAAUGGCACUGGCAUCAAUUUGUCGCUCAAUCUGGGCUCCCCCAAUCCCGCGCCCAACAUGGCUGUGGCCACGCAGCUGCUGGAGCACAUUAAGGUUGCUAUGCGCAAUGCUGGCUACUCGGAGACGGCCACCAACGAGGUGUGCGCCGCUCUCGGCGUGCUGGCCAAGUACGGCGUGCUGGGCAUGGGCGUGGGCGUGCCACAUGCCAACGGUGCUCAUCCCACGCUGGGCAACUACUUGGGAGUCACAACGUUGGAUCAGCAGACGGCUGCGGCCGCCUCGGCGGCAACGGCCGGCAAUGUCUUUGGCGCUGUGGGCGUGGAGCAGUAUGUGGCCGCGGCGGCUGCUGCUGCGGCUGCCACGCGGCCCACGCAGUCGCAACUGGAGGCUGCGGUGCAAUUCGAUGCAUUCCGCCAUCUGAGCUCAGCGACGACCGCGGCCACGCCCGUUUCGCUGAACAACAACAGCUUUGGACUGACCGGCGCCACCGGCACGGUGAGCAGUGCGCAGCUGGGCGCCGCGGCCUCCAUUGGUGGCCUGAGCAAGAGUCCCACUCCCGGAGAUCUGGGUGCCAAGGACUCCAAGAACGUUGAGGUGCCCGAAGUGAUUAUCGGCGCUGUCCUAGGUCCGAACGGUCGUAGUUUAGUUGAAAUUCAACAUGUUUCUGGCGCAAAUGUGCAAAUUUCCAAAAAGGGCAUAUUCGCACCUGGCACUAGAAAUCGCAUUGUAACCAUAACUGGUCAGCCGAGUGCCAUUGCCAAAGCGCAGUAUCUAAUUGAACAGAAAAUCAACGAGGAGGAGACAAAGAGAGCGCGUCAAAUUCCAUUAACCACUGUUGUUAACUAAUAGCUAAAAUUCUUCAUACAGCUGUCAGAGCUAGCAAGCAAGCAAUCAUGAAAGCAGCACAACAACAACAACAACAACAACAAACAAACAAACAAACAAAAAACAACAACAACUUGAUAGAUAAACUUAUCCCUAAUUCCUACACUUCUCCUAAAUCAAAUCAAACAUAAGCAAAAAACAAACAAAAAUGGGUUAUUUAUAUAAAAAAAAAACAAAAACAAAAAGAAA